AUGCAACUGCCCCAGGCAAUCGCUAUCCUGACUCUGGUAGCCUCCGCCUCCGCUCAUGCCAUCCGUCGGGAAGAAGACAAGCCAAAGGCCGAUUUUUCGAGGACCUGCGACAAGAUUUCCGUUCCAAAGGGUGGCAACCACCUGGAAGCAGAGUGUACUAGGUCAAACGGGGAAGUUCUGAAAAGCUCUCUGGACCUGAACUUCUGCAUCCAGCAUACAUAUGGGGGUAUGGAAUUUCACGAGGACGGCCAUUUCUAUGGAAACCCCGGAUGUACUGGUUGUCAAGUUCUCAAAGAUUCGCCAAAUAUGUUACAGUGCGUGUGUGGGACUUCACAGGUCGGUGCCUUCAAGAAGGCAGAGCUGGACUUGGAUAUCAUGGUGUGGAACAAUGAUGGUCUCCUGCAGUGCUAUAGUCGCCGCGCGGACUCUGUCUGA
Molecule: messenger RNA, 435 nt
Organism: Aspergillus oryzae RIB40
Lineage: Eukaryota; Fungi; Ascomycota; Eurotiomycetes; Eurotiales; Aspergillaceae
Product: CVNH domain-containing protein
Exons: 3
Coding region: 1-435 (144 amino acids)
Source: RefSeq, a predicted model, not a curated record